AUGUCUCCUCCGGGCUCGGGUCAGUCUGUUCCACCCGCGGCUGAAGUGACCACGAUGAACCCUGAACGGGUUCGGAUGCUCUCUGAGGCUCCUCGAGAGAAAUCUCCCAAACCAGCACCUGUGGUCAAGAGAGAGGAGUCUUGUGUUCCUUUCAGGGCCACAGGCGCUAAUGGAGAUGCCUUGGGUGACUGGUCUCUCCGUUCCUCCCGAGGCUCGCAGAAACAUGAUGGGGGCUCCAUCAAGCGGUCCAUCAGCGAGCUCAUGAUUGAGGCUAAGGAGAAACGUGGGCAGCAGGAUAAGAAGCCAAGAAUCGGUCCAGUCAAAAAGCACUACACCGAGGUUGAGUCUCUUGGUCAUGCUCCUCUGCCGGACGAUUCCACCCAUUACCUUACUUCACUCCUCCGAAACCGAACCUUGAACCUCUGCUUGCAGGCCGCUCCCAACAAGAAGAAUGAUGCUCCUGGUAAACCCAAGACAUAUACCUUUCUCAUCUCCAAUGCUGGAAUGGUCCAGCAUGAGAAGCUGUCCAUGCUGGGCCAUACUCGAGCUCUCCCUCUGUCUCUUCAUGAUCAGGACAUUUCUUCCUCAGACGGUGCCAUUACCCGUACCGCGAUCGGCGAAUUGCUCGAGUAUGUCUGGCCUAAACUCACAAAGAGUGACAAGUAUUCGUAUGCCAGGCAACUCCGCAACCUCCUCCACAAGAUGCGGCAUGAGAGCAAGCAGGGGUCAAAUUAUCCCCUAGGGUCUAUCAAUUCAGGAAAAUACAGUUUGCUUCAAGAUAAGCAUCCUGACCAUACCUACUACGCAAUUCGUACAAAACCCAGCCAGAAGCAGUUCAUGGCACUUCUCAUGUCAACUUUGUAUGAGUCGGUGCCGAAACCUGUGGCCAAGGCCUUGAUCACUCAAUUUCGCACUGAUUACCCUUCAGUGCUCACCCAUGGAGCCUUGUGCCCCAAGAACAUUGUUGUCUCGAACAACACUAUCAGCUGGAUCCUUGGUUGGGACUGUGCAGGACAGUAUCCUGUUUGGUGGGAGUAUGCACGGUUCUUCGAGGCGAGAACUACUGAGGCGAACAGUGAUUGGUACAGUUACGCAGCUGAGAUCUUUGAAGAGGAGUUCCCGGCUGAGUUGGCGGCUUAUCAGGGCAUUGCGAGAUGCCAGCAGCCCUGA
Fusarium redolens is the source of this 1170-nucleotide messenger RNA. RefSeq lists its product as uncharacterized. Lineage: Eukaryota; Fungi; Ascomycota; Sordariomycetes; Hypocreales; Nectriaceae. The transcript is spliced from 2 exons. The record is from RefSeq and is a predicted model, not a curated record. Bases 1 to 1170 code for a protein of 389 amino acids.